Molecule: messenger RNA, 1728 nt
Organism: Lachancea lanzarotensis
Lineage: Eukaryota; Fungi; Ascomycota; Saccharomycetes; Saccharomycetales; Saccharomycetaceae
Gene: ITR1
Product: LALA0S02e10418g1_1
Exons: 1
Coding region: 1-1728 (575 amino acids)
Biological process (GO): transmembrane transport
Cellular component (GO): membrane
Molecular function (GO): myo-inositol:proton symporter activity
Source: RefSeq, a predicted model, not a curated record
AUGACAAAACACCAAUUCUCGGAGUCCGCAGGGCCGUUUGACGGCCAGGCAGGCGCUGGCCAUGGGCCUAGCGGUGUUGUUGACGAGGUCGACCCUGAUUCUGACGCAAACUCCUUCUCACGGAUCCAGAUAAAACCCGUGAACGACGAAGACGACACUUCCGUGAUGAUCACCUUCAACCAGAGCGUUUCGUGGUUCAUCGUGGUGCUGACGUUUGUAGCGUCCAUCUCAGGGUUCAUGUUCGGUUACGACACCGGGUACAUUUCAAGUGCUUUGGUGUCGAUUGGUACCGAUUUGGACGGCAAGGAACUCACUUACGGCAACAAAGAAAUCAUCACAGCGGCCACGUCGCUUGGUGCCCUUAUCAGCUCUGUAGUGGCAGGUACAUGUGCAGACAUUUGGGGCCGCAAACCAUGCAUUAUGUUUUCCAAUAUUAUGUUUGUCGUGGGUGCCGUUUUGCAAGUUUCAGCCCACUCGUUCUGGCAAAUGGCCGUUGGCCGUUUGAUCAUGGGGUUCGGUGUUGGUAUUGGAUCUUUGAUCUCGCCUCUUUUCAUUGGUGAAAUCGCUCCCAAGAUGAUUCGUGGCCGUUUGGUUGUGAUCAACUCUCUGUGUCUAACAGGAGGUCAGCUUAUCGCCUACGGUUGCGGUGCCGGACUUGACAAAGUCCACAACGGAUGGCGUAUUCUAGUUGGAUUGUCUUUGAUCCCAACCUGCAUCCAGUUUAUAUGCUUUUGCUUUUUGCCCGACACUCCGCGUUUCUACGUUAUGCAGGGCAAACUCGACAAGGCUGCUCAAGUGUUGGCCAGAAGCUACAAUAAUGCUCCAGACGAGCUAAUUCAGCAGAAAAUCAUCGAGCUCAACACUUUGAACCGUGUCAUACCCGGUAAAAACGUUGCCGCAAGAGUCGUCAAUACCAUUAAGGAACUCCACGUUGUGCCUUCGAAUUUCAGAGCCUUGGUUCUCGCUUGCGCUAUGCAGGGCAUUCAGCAAUUUUGCGGUUGGAAUUCGCUCUUGUAUUUCUCUGGCACAGUCUUUGAAACUGUGGGUUUCAAGAACCCCGCUGCUGUAUCGAUUGUGGUUGCAGGCACCAAUUUUCUGUUCACCAUGGUGGCUUUCUUUGCCAUUGAUCGUUUUGGCCGUAGAAUCAUUUUACUCAUUGGCUUGCCGGGUAUGUGCGUGUCCCUCGUUUUGUGCGCUAUUGCAUUUCAUUUUAUGGAUAUCAAAUUUGUCGGCGGCGGCAGUGCCGAAAUCAAAGAGACUGGAUUUACCGCCUGGGGCAUCAUUAUUAUUCUGUCUAUCAUCCUAUAUGCCGCAUUUUACGCCUUGGGUAUCGGUACCGUUCCAUGGCAACAAUCCGAACUUUUCCCUCAAGAGGUGCGUGGUGUUGGUACAUCUUACGCGACGGCGACCAACUGGGCUGGUUCUUUGGUCAUCGCGUCUUGUUUCCUGACCAUGUUACAGAACAUCACACCGACGGGAACUUUUUCAUUCUUUGCAGGGUUGUCCUUUAUUUCGUUCUUGGUCAUCUACUUCUGCUACCCUGAGUUGUCGGGUCUAGAGCUCGAAGAAGUCCAAACCAUCUUGAAGGAUGGCUUCAACAUCAAGGCUUCUCAACGUUUGGCCAAGAAGCGCAAACAGCAGUUGUCGGAUCUUAAAAACUCGGCGCAUGACAAUGAGCUGCAGAGCUACAACAAGGCCAAGCCUUCCGAUGAAAUAAUGGAGAAAUGA